AUGGCCUUCAUGACAUUGCAGGCCCCUCCCAUAAGUCUAGAAGGAGGGUCCAUGAACCAGGAAGAUGGUUCCUUACAGCCAGCCAGGGUAUUAAGGAGGAGUUCGUUCAAGAGACUCAGCCUGAGAAAUGACGGCUAUACCACCAUCCUGGAAGUGAAGGGCCUAGGUUCUAAGCAGCUCCUGCCAUCACUGUAUGACCAAAACCUUGAGUUGUGGUGGACUUUGCCGAUUUCAACAAUUCCACAUGCAGAUGGCGAUGAUGCAAGGUUCCCAGCAGAUCCCAGUGGAGCCCCUGGAUGUCUGAACACCUUCCCUCAUCCCCAGUCCCUAAGAACAGGGUCUGCUCAUGCUGCUGGGUUUCCUCUUUUUGUACAGCCAAGGCUAAGUGCUUCCAGUUUCAGGGGCCAGUUGCUAGUGGUGAAGAGCCCAGUGCCGAAUCCCCGCCCCGUGGAUGAGGGGGUGAUGAGGGCAUCCCAGGGUGCUGCCCACUUAGAUGUCUCCGCAGCAUCAGGAAUGACUAAGGUGCUGAUGCAAUCACAGAUUGCCAGCCUGGUGCUCCUGGUACCACAGAACAUCAGCUCUGUGACCGAGUUCAUCCUACUUGGCUUCUCCGGUGAGACACAGGUCAGAAUGACCCUGUUCACCUUCUUCUUCCUCCUCUACCUCAUCACCCUUCUGGGCAACGGACUCAUUGUCACCUUAAUCUAUCUGGACUCAUGCCUCCACACACCCAUGUACUUCUUUCUCAGUAUCCUCUCCUUGGUGGACAUGAGCUAUGUCACCACCACCAUGCCUCAGAUGUUGGUUAACAUGGUAAGUCCAAGGAGGACCAUCUCCUGGGGAGCUUGUACUGCCCAGAUGUUCAUCUUUUUGGUACUGGGCAUUGCUGAGUGUGUCCUCUAUGCCAUUAUGGCCUAUGACAGGUAUGUUGCCAUCUGCUUUCCCCUUCACUAUACCCUAUUCAUGAGCAGUCCCAUUUGCAUCAAGAUGGUCACAAUGUGUUUGUCCAUUAGCAUGGCUGGGGCCCUGGUCUACACUGUCUUCACCAUGCAUCUGCCUUAUUGUGGCCCCUACAAGAUAAACCACUUCUUCUGUGAGGUCCCUGCUGUCCUAAAGUUGGCCUGUGCAGACACAUCCUUCAAUGACCACUUAGACUUCAUAUUGGGUUUCAUCCUGCUCUUGGUCCCACUCUCCCUCAUUCUGGCCUCUUAUGUGUGUAUUUUUGCCGCCAUCUUCAGAAUCCACUCAUCCCAGGGGAGACUCAAGUCCUUUUCCACAUGUGCUUCCCAUAUCACCGUGGUCACCAUGUUCUAUGGGCCAGCCAUGAUCAUGUACAUGAGGCCCAGCUCCUGGUAUGACCCAGAGAGGGACAAGAAGCUGGCACUGUUCUACAAUGUUGUCUCUGCCUUCCUCAAUCCCAUCAUCUACAGCCUCAGGAACAAAGAUGUAAAGGUGGCCUUUCUGAAAGUACUUAGACACAGAGAGACAUGCUAA
Nycticebus coucang (slow loris) is the source of this 1494-nucleotide messenger RNA. Its product is annotated as olfactory receptor 2A12-like. Gene Ontology annotation, cellular component: membrane. Lineage: Eukaryota; Metazoa; Chordata; Mammalia; Primates; Lorisidae. Gene Ontology annotation, molecular function: G protein-coupled receptor activity; olfactory receptor activity. Gene Ontology annotation, biological process: G protein-coupled receptor signaling pathway. The transcript has 6 exons. The coding region runs from base 1 to 1494 and encodes 497 amino acids. The record is from RefSeq and is a predicted model, not a curated record.